This is a messenger RNA of Lytechinus pictus (painted urchin), 3851 nucleotides long. Its product is annotated as thrombospondin type-1 domain-containing protein 4-like. The coding region runs from base 61 to 1131 and encodes 356 amino acids. Gene Ontology annotation, cellular component: extracellular matrix. NCBI's taxonomy places the organism in Eukaryota, Metazoa, Echinodermata, Echinoidea, Temnopleuroida, Toxopneustidae. Gene Ontology annotation, biological process: proteolysis; extracellular matrix organization. The transcript is spliced from 7 exons. The record is from RefSeq and is a predicted model, not a curated record. Gene Ontology annotation, molecular function: metalloendopeptidase activity.
GUCCGAGAGACUAUCGUCCAGUGUAUCAGUGAGAACUCUUUCUAUAUUGCUGAGGACAGCAUGUGUAAUGCUGAUUUCAGGCCAGCAUCCAGGAGAAAGGCUUGCAAUAUUGAACCAUGUCCUCCAGUUUGGGAGGAAGGUGAAUGGAGUGCAUGUAGCCGUUCCUGUGGGGAGGGUCUUCAGAUGAGACCGGUCACCUGCAACCAGAAACUAACCCCAUCGGUCACUCGUCCAGUCUCUCUUGACCAAUGCAUAGGUCUUCCCAAGCCUUUGACCACUAGGCCAUGCAAUGCAGAGGUGGCUUGUACAGCAUGGAGUCCAGGGAGUUGGGGAGAGUGCUCUGCAGAAUGUGGUGAAGGUGAAAGAAGGAGAGAUCUGAGAUGUAUUAAUGAAGAUGGUAGUGAAGUACUUGAAUCUGAAUGUAGCCAUCUUACAAGACCAGAUGAGACGCAAUCAUGUAAUGCAGGAACAUGUACUACAUCAUGGUUCACUAAUGAAUGGGCAACACAGUGUUCAUCAGAUUGUGGUAGUGGAACAUUAUCUAGGGGUGUCAUAUGUAGUACAGAGGGUACCACAGCAGGAUCAGUACCUGAUGGUCAGUGUAGUGGUCAGCAGAAACCAGAUGAGGUCAAGACUUGUACCGAGGCACCUUGUGGUCCAAGGUGGUUUACUUCAGAAUGGAGCAGGUGUUCUGUAGCAUGUGGAACAGGAACUCAAACCAGGAGUGUUGUCUGUGUGUCAUCAGACGUCUCCCCUAUGAUACUACCAACCUACCAGUGUCCUGUGACACGCCCGGAGACCAGCCAGCCCUGUGAAGAAUCAGAAUGCGCUGGAGUACACUGGUUCACAUCAGAAUGGUCUGAGUGUUCACAAAGCUGUGGUGGAGGAUUCCGGACGAGGCAUGUCAAGUGUUUAGAUGGUUUGAUGCAGGCUAGUACACAAUGUGAACGAAGAGAUAGACCAAGUUUGACACAGUCAUGUAACAUACAACAAUGCAGCGUAGUAAGACCAAAUGUUCCGGCAUCUUGUACUGAUAGAUUCUCAUAUUGUGAUAAGAUCCAUCAAGCAAGGCUGUGUUCAUACUCUUACUAUCGACAGAGGUGUUGCUUCUCAUGCUAUCAACAAAACUGAAAAUAAAUUAUUAUAUUGCAUUCUCUCAACUCUCAAAUCUUUUGAUAUGAAAUGUUAUAUCUGAGAAUAGAAGAAUAAGAGUUUAUUUAGUGCAGUUGCUCGGUAAUAUUAUGGUGGCUGCAAUGCUGCAAACAAAUGAAGAAAAGAUUGAUGAGCACAACUCUUUACAUCACUGCAAGUAUUUGAAUGAGGUUGGAUGCAGAGGAUAGAAAUUAAAACUGCCUCAUGAUGUUAAUUUCAGUUUUAUGCAUUGCUGCAGCUUUUAUUCUUGAAAUAAAUUGACAGUGUAUAUUGUAAAAUGAUGUAUUUAUCUCUUUCAAAUAUACUUCAUCCAGGAAUUUGGAAUAUCGUUUAAAUAUGCACACACAAAAAUAGCAUCCCAACUUUCACUGUAAUCAUGAUUUUAAAAUGUUCAAUUGCAAAUCAAAAUUGCAGUUUCAAAUAUGAUUUUGAUUAAAAAUGAUUAAAGAAUGUGCCUUUUAUCUAUCACACUUAUGCUACUUUAAAAUGGUGCUUUUGGUUAACCCCUUGGAUACUGGACCUUCAAACAUGUGGGUUGGGUCUGUAGAAAACAUGUUAUAAACAUAAUCUUCUAGUCUCCAACCGGUUAAGAGGGUGCUAUAUGGUAAGAUGAUAAUUUGAAGAGCUCUAAUUGGGUUAGAGUUGUUUUGUUCAUGUUCUUAAAUUCUAUUUAUAUGAGCUAUAUGUACCUUGAGAUUGUAAUAAGAUGCAUUAGGUUUUUUUUACCUGGUUAUACUAUGCAUGAGGCAGAUAGCCCAGAUACUGUUAUCCUUUCUUACAUGUAUAUUACCCUGUAAACCAUGGUGCUGUUUAAUCUUAAGAUGUGUUUCUACCACUCUUAUUUGUCUCUAUCAUACAGUAAUAAUGUUUUGUACAUGAUUUAUACAAAACAGUUCUCUUUAUCAUGAUGAGUGGAUUUUUAACUUUGUAUAUUCUCUCAGCAAAGUGAAGUGUUGUGGAAAAUGUGACUAUUCUUGUUAGGUGACACUUGGGCUUGUCAUUAGCAAUUAAAUGUUAUGCUUGGGGAAAACAGGAUCUUACCACAAAGGAAAUUAUCAUUAUACAAUGGUCCAUUCUGGUUUUUUUUCUUUCUCUUUUGUUUCUUCAUGAAUAAAGCAGCAUUAUUCAUUUUUUUAAUCAUUUUCUUUGACAAUUUCUUCCCUUUAUCAAAGCAUAGAUGAAUAUGUCAGAGCCAGUUUCAACAUGACUUUGGGUCUAUGUAGUAAAGUGCUGUAGAUAGUGAGUCUUUUAAAUUCAUAUUACAAUUCAUUCUACAAGUAUGAUUGGGUAAGAUAGCCUGCUAUUAAUUGAAUUCAAUUCUGUAUGAAAUAUAGGAUAAAUCAAAUGGAAUUUAUUACAUGUUUAAAAACAUUGAAUAAAAUUACAUUUGAUUUGUGUAAAUUUGUGGUUUAAAUCUUGUGUAGUUUGAUUAGUAGAGACGUCAAAACUUGUAGAUUUCUAGAAUUUUGCUGCCAAUUAUUUAGCUUUUAAGUACAUUUUCUUUUUUUUCUCUCUGGGUUAUAUAUUGUAAGAUUUUAUUCAGGUAUGUGCCUGCAUUAGGUUGUAAGUUAUAUUGCAAUUUCUGUGUUAUGCAUUGUAUUGUCCAGUAUGUUAUUUAUGUAUGUAAUAUACAACAUCAAAAGUGCACAUUGAACAUGUUUGAUUAUAUUUGAAAGCCAUUUGUUAUUUCAUUUUAUUUCUUUCCCAAACAACAUCUAUUGUGAUUUCUUAAUCCGUUGCAGAAUUAUUUAUUAGAUAAAAAAUCAGCAGCAAUUAUGUGAUCUUUAGUCAAUGGUGAAAAAGGUAAUUCAAGUUCUUAAUGAAAUUGAAAACGAAUUAAACUGUACUUUGCAGAAUCCUCCCAAACCAAUAUAUUUCUAUAAAAAAGAUUAAUCACGGUAUUUUGUAAUUAACCUAACUUGUAAUAGAAAAAAUAAAAUAUUUAUAUUCAAAUGAAUUAUAUUUCAGACCUGUUUAAGGUAUUUGAUUAAAGAUAAUGUACAUGAACCAAUAUACAUUGUGUCCCAGAAAAAAGAAAACCAGGAUUCCCACAUUUUUUUCUUCAAAGACAAAUUGAUUAUGAUAUUCCAUUUACAUCAUACAAUUCAUUAUUCCUCUACAUUUUGAUAUCUUUUAUGUGACAAACAUUUCACGCAUUAAUGAGCAAGACGAGUUUGAAAUUUUAAUGUCAAAAUCAGGUUGCGCAGAAAACUUUGACCAUGCUUAUUCGACUCUCGGCUCAUUGGCAUUUCUUUUGUAUACUUUAUUAAGUUUCUCUCACUGAUCCCCGAGAGUGGAUUCAGAUUAACACGUGACUUUCUGCGCAAAUCCUUUCUGAUAGGCCUCAAUAUUUAUUGUUUGUCAUCUGCCAUGCAUGAAUGAUUUGCUAAGCUGUUGGUCUGAAAUUAAAGAUGAGAUUCCACUCUUACCGUAGUAAAAACAUAUUUAAUAAUUGUGAAAUCUCUGAAAAUGGGCUUCCUUUUUUGUGGGACGCACUGUAUAUGUAAUUUAUGAAUCAUUAAAUAUGUAGUAAUAUGAGGCCAUUUUAUGUGAUAAAUGAUAACAUUGUGUAUGCUGAUUAGUAUUUCAUGUUUGCUCAUUUACAUAUCAUUGUAAAUAUGGUUGUUUUGACCAGUAAAAUGUAUAUUAUAUUCUUUAGCAAAAUAAAAUGCCUGAAUUGUUAUUCUUAAAGAUUUUUU